CUUGUUGUAUUCUAAAUGACGGAAGUGUGGAACGUGCGUGCGCUCUUCGAUCAGUAACUGCAAUGCUUGUUUCAAAGGGGUCCCCGUUUUGGGAUCGUUGUCUACUGCAAGUAGUGCGAACGGCACGAAUCGACUUUCCAGUGAACUGGAUACGAGUAAUGGGUUUCUGAGGCCAUACUCUUACGAUGUGACGAUUGCUCGUGCGUUGAAAGCAUUUUGUGGUUGGUGGAACUUAUGGGCUGUUGGAGAAUUUGGUGUUCAAGUUUUUGUAAGAGAAGAUGUUGGAGAUGUGACUGGCUUAAGUACUCGUUUUGUAUCAAACAACGCUGCAUUCAGUGAUGAUCUCGAGGGUUAUGCUAACAUAUCUCAUCAGCUGAUCUAGAUCUAUUAUACCUAUAAAUCCAUCAAAUGCAUGGCUAGAGAGGAGGAAGCAAAGACAAGAUUCGAUUAGGAUGGGUUUCUGUCAUGGAAAGUAGAAGGUUGAAUUGGAUAGUCAGUUUACAUUCGCAACCUUUGAGUGGGAAGUCUAUAGGUAAUGGAAGUAAUUACAGCUCUCACAGAGGUAUUUUUGCAACACCACAGUUAGUUGAAAUAUGGAUCAAUAGAGAUCAAUUAUGGCGGUAUUGACUGCAGAAAAUAACUGCAAACUACCAAAAAGGACAACUGCAACUACUGUGAAUGGUUCUAUAGCAGACAAUCAAGACUACCAAAACAGACUGGAUUUCUAUUCAAGCACUGCAUGUUUUCUCUUCUGCUUGUAGACUAUUUCACUACUUGAGAUGGUUUAUUUUGUGUGUGAUAUGGAUAUGUUUAGUCUAUACUCUUCAAUUUUACAAGCCUUUGUUGAAUGUGUCAUCAACGAUAUUCAUGAAUGUUAAUGGCGGGUAGACAAGUCUGGAAGAUCUCUUUUUCUCCUCCCCUUUGCAUUUGUUUGGUGGUGAUCUGUUAAUAUUUGGCGCCUUUUUGCUCGGUUGUUGCGUUCUUUGGUUGUUGCUUUCAGGUUGUUUUAGGAAGAGAGAUUGAUGGCUGAAGAUAUUCAAGCUAGCCCUGUUCAUGAGCUUGAGGUGGCUACAAAACAGAAUUUACAGUUAUGUCAAUCAGAUGACCUAACUUCACUUGUCACCAAGCUGCAUAGAGACGGAGUCAAGUUAAAAGACAUGAAAAGAGUGGUGGAGGAUCGUAUGGAAAUUAAACUUUCCAUACAUCAAAUUAAGCGAUUGUGCAAGCUUCUUGGACUGAAUAGGAAGAGAAAUUAUGCGCCAAUUGAGAGAGCUGAAGCAGCAGUGAAGGCUGAGAAAGCUAGUUCAGGAGAAAAUUUGGGUUACAGGGGAUUGUGGAAACGUUUGCAAGUGAAACACAAAUUGCUUGUGCCCAGAGACGUUGUUAUGGAAUUAAAUCAAAAAAUUGACCCAGAGGGCGUGCAGUUACGGUUAGCUAGAAAAUUGAAACGAAGAAAAUACUACAAUAAGGGACCCAAUUAUGUGUGGCACAUAGAUGGGUAUGAUAAGCUUAAACAGUUUGGCUUUCCAAUACAUGGCUGUAUAGAUGGUUAUUCACGAAGAAUUUUGUGGCUUCAAGUUGCUGUCACUAACAAUGAUCCCCGCGUAAUAGCUGGGUAUUACACAGAAACUGUGAAAAACGUUGGAGCCUAUUUCUUAGGAUGUCCUCGAGUACUACGAGCAGAUCGGGGUACCGAGAACACUAAUGUUGCCUUUAUCCAACCAUUCUUACGACAUUUUGAUAAAGACGCAUUGGCCGGAGAAAAAUCAUUUUGGUAUGGGAAAUCAACAUCUAACCAGAGGAUUGAGUCGUGGUGGGGUCAGCUACGAAAGAACUGUAUUCAAUGGUGGAUGAACUUUUUUAAGGAUAUGCGGAUGUCAGCAGACUUUGACGAUUCUAACCAAUUGCACACAGAUGCUCUUCGAUUUUGCUUUAUGUCAGUAAUCGACAAGGAACUGCAGUCAGUUAAAGCAGAGUGGAAUGCACAUUUUAUACGCCCCUCCAAAUACUGUGAUGCUCCUCGUGGUAUUCCGAAUAUCUUAUAUUACUACCCGGAACUGAAAGGCGCUCAAUGCUACAAAAACAAUGUCUCCCCAGAACAGCUGGCUGCUUUACAGGAGUACAUUGUACAGCCACCACCUGCUAUUUGUCAAGAGUUUUCUGCUCUAGCCACUUCUGUGAUGCAGCGUGAUGGAUUAACAAUGCCUAAUACUGCGAACGAAGGUUUGUCUUUGUAUAAACACUUAGUCAAAGCAAUAGAGGAUGCUGAAUCCAGUCAGUGAUGAUGAAUUUUCCUUUUCUUUUAACUUCUCUAUUCAUUUCUGUUUUAAUUCUGCUAUGACUCACCUGGGUCAAUUUCUAUGACGUCAUCAUCCAUACUGACUGAAAACGAAAAGGGCAAUUAAGCCAAUGACUGGGUUUGGCUUCUGUGGAAGUAUUGAAUUACCUGCUUGAUUUUCAUCUGUA
Molecule: messenger RNA, 2466 nt
Organism: Corticium candelabrum
Lineage: Eukaryota; Metazoa; Porifera; Homoscleromorpha; Homosclerophorida; Plakinidae
Exons: 13
Coding region: 1023-2282 (419 amino acids)
Molecular function (GO): nucleic acid binding
Source: RefSeq, a predicted model, not a curated record